Molecule: messenger RNA, 276 nt
Organism: Exophiala aquamarina CBS 119918
Lineage: Eukaryota; Fungi; Ascomycota; Eurotiomycetes; Chaetothyriales; Herpotrichiellaceae
Exons: 1
Source: RefSeq, a predicted model, not a curated record
AAAGCGCUAUCACAGUCGCAAGCAACACGGUUCACUUCCACCAUCAGUCAAAAAAAAGGCCCAGAGCAAAGUACAGGUUCUACCCAGACCGCCAAACAAGCCACUCAACCAGAAAAACCUAGGAAAGGGAAAACCCUGGCUGAAAUCGACGAAGAGAUGAGACUUGCGAUGGAAGGGUUGGCUGGGGAUGGAGGUGAAGCUGGGCUGGAACUUGAAGAGGGUCAAGCUGUCUCAAUGAAACGCGGCGUCAGGGAAAAUAUGUUCAGAUAUAUCUGA